Penaeus indicus is the source of this 1675-nucleotide messenger RNA. RefSeq lists its product as uncharacterized. NCBI's taxonomy places the organism in Eukaryota, Metazoa, Arthropoda, Malacostraca, Decapoda, Penaeidae. The coding region runs from base 62 to 1612 and encodes 516 amino acids. The record is from RefSeq and is a predicted model, not a curated record. The transcript has 2 exons.
AUCUGGAUGUAGUAAGAUGUCUUGAAGUCUUCAUCGCUUUAAUUCAAAGCUCAUCGCGGCCAUGCAUCCAAAAUCGCUUAUCAGUAUAUGUAUAGACCAUAUAGUCAGUGCCACCAUCGCAUAUACCCAAAGUCAUGCUCCAGAGGUAGCAUGGCCGGACGUGAGCCAACUGUGGGCGACACUCUGGCGUCUUCCUCUGCAGCUUCCUCUUCGAGCAAGUCGCCUCCUCCACGCUCACCUCACAUAUGACCUUUCUGAUGCCACUUUGCCUCUGAUGACCUUGUUGGCGGCUGAGGCGAGGAGGAUUUCACUCCGUCCCACUGACAGACAACUCGCAUCUGCUGGUUUUUCUGGCGUGAGGUUGAAAUUCAUAAAACUGGUGUCUCGACAUGAGCUUCGCGAACUCGAUAUUACUGGUGUGGAUCUUGGUUUAGAUACAACACUGUUGGAGAGUCUGUUGCCACGGUGCCCUAGCCUCUGUGCCCUCAAACUCGGUGGCAACACGUCUCCAAGCGUUCUCCGAGCUGCUAGGACUUGCCCCGUCCAAGUCCUCCACGUGAGCGAACGACUCGUCUGGAACCCACGAGUUUCGGAACCGGACCUUAUGGAAAUAUUCUUUGGGUUGACAGACGUUCAAGCGGAUCAAAUGCUGCAAAAUGUCAAAGACGGGAAGCCGCUCAACUUGAAGCCCUCGUGGCCACUUCUAAAAGAUCUUUGCGUUGGUUUUUGUAGAGUAAGGUGUGAAUUUUUAUUUUUAGUACUGACUGUUUUUCAGAAUUUGGACAAAAUUUCAAGCAAGUUGGUACCUUCUCAACGAGUUCUCGACAUGUACUUAAGCUACAUGCAUAGUUCACCUGGUAUUCCAAAACUUAAGCUCAAAAGCUGCACAGUGGUAUCGGGAGAGUUUGCAAGAGUGGCCGUCGCGGUCCCCGACUUGGAGGAACUUACGUUGAUUCCUCGAGGGGGAAGUGACCACUCGACGGCCGAGGACUUGAAGGCGCUGACAACCCUUCCAUCGUUCAAAGUCCUGCGGCUCCACAAUCUGCGACACUUCGGCCAAGGUGACCUUUCCAUAAUAUCUGACAGCUUAAAAUUGAUCGGACCAAAGUUAGUCAACUUAGAACUUCAAGGUGGAAAGGUCAGCGAAACAUGUAUAGGGUACCUCACACUGGUUCUUCAGAAGUGCCCAAAUCUUCAAAGACUUUGUCUAGAUUCAAACUGUGGAUUCUCAGCCACUCAUUCUGAACCGUUAAAAGUUGGCUGCUUAAAAAACCUUAAAUCCUUUAAGUGUAGAGCUCCUCUAUUUGAUCACACGACGUUAAUUUCUAUGUUUCACUGGUUUCCAAAUUUGCAAAACCUGACUCUUGCUGGCAGAGUAAAUGGCUUUGAAGAAGUCUUUAAGAACUUAGUUCUCUUGCCAGAUCUUAGAGUUCUUAAAGUAACAGUAAAGCAGCAGUUGCCAAUUCAAGAUAUCUGCGAAGUUCCAGGAUCUAUACGACAUAGCAAUUGUGAAUUUCAUGUACCCUCCGCGUGUCUUACGGAAGAGGAUAUUUCAAAAAUUCAGUUUUCUGGUUGGACCUUUGUUCCAAUAAGUGAAUACAACUCUUGGUAAAUCAGAUUGUUUGAUAAACCGAUUAGGGAUUUUAUACAUACAAUAAAAAAUAAAUAAUUAAAA